AUGUUGUUCCUCUUCCUAAUAGCUAUACCUGCAGUCGUAAUUUUCCUUUUAAAAAACUACAGAAAAAUUGGAGUCAGGGUACAUAAUCAUCCACCAGGUCCCCCUGGACUUCCACUUGUUGCAAACUUAUAUCAAUUAAAUAAAGAAUCCCUUCAUAAAUACCUAUGGCAACUUUCAAAGAAAUAUGGUCCCUUAAUGUCCAUGAAACUUGGUUUUUCCCAAGUAGUAGUAAUUUCAUCAGCAAAAAUUGCUAAAGAAGCAAUGAAAACUCAUGACAUUGCAUUUUCUGGCAAACCAUCAUUUCCCAGCCAACAAAAGUUAUCGUAUAACGGUUUGGAUAUUAGCUUCUCAUCUUACGGUGCUUAUUGGAGGGAAAUAAGAAAUAUUUGUGUCAUACAUCUCUUUAACACCAAAAAGGUGCAAUCUUUUCGUCCAAUUCGUGUAGAUGAAGUGUCCAGGAUGAUCAAUCAUGUAACAGAACUUGCUUCGAUGUCGAAAUUGGUUAAUCUUAGUGAGAUUAUAUUGUCUUUAUCAAGCAGCAUAAUAUGUAGAGUUGGAUUUGGCAAGAGAUAUGAUGAGAAAGGUGAUGAAAAGAGGAGAUUUCACAAACUUCUACGUGAAGCAGAAGCUGUGCUUGGAGAUUUUUUUGUCUCUCAUUUUUUCCCAAUUUUUGGGUGGGUUAAUAAAGUCAAUGGAAAGGUUGCUAGACUUGAAAAGAUUUACAAUGAGUUGGACUUAUUCUAUCAAGAACUCAUUGAGGAGCACCUCAGCCCAACCAGGCCAAAAUCAAUGGAUGGUGAUAUUCUUGAUACGUCAAUUGUCUUGCGAGAUCAAACACUGUCAUCAUCUUUGACUCACACUUGGGAUCAUAUCAAAGCAGUGCUAAUGCUGGAGGCUGCUGGUUUUGGUGGGAUCGCACUUACGAUUGGUUUGCGCAGGUGCGAUGGCCGCAGAAGCGACAAAGGCGUCGCAGAUGCGAGAAUAGUGCUGGGUGAGGAAAACCGCAGAAGCGGAGAUUUGGGCGCAUAUGCGAUGCCGCAGAUGUUGGUUGCUGAUGUUGCUGUAUUCGAUGAGAGCUGGAUUGAAGAUAUACUUGCGUCCCGGCUGUAG
Molecule: messenger RNA, 1110 nt
Organism: Nicotiana tabacum (common tobacco)
Lineage: Eukaryota; Viridiplantae; Streptophyta; Magnoliopsida; Solanales; Solanaceae
Source: RefSeq, a predicted model, not a curated record